UCCUCCUCCUCCUCCUCCUCCCCGGGCAGGGCAAGGCGAGCGCAGCGCGGAAGGAGGAGGCGGACGAGGAGCCCCCCCGGGAAGGAAGCAGCAGCUGCAAGACCAGCGCCGGGGAGCAAGGUGGCAGGGAAACCAGGACGGAUCCAUCCGCAAAGGGGGGCCCUUGGCGCGCCAGCUCUCCCGCUCCCCCCAAAGCCUUUUGCACCUUGAGCCCCCCAAGGGGACCCGCCUCCCGCCUCGCUCGCCAUGCCGUCCAAUGGGGCCGUCGACACCAGAAGCCCCUCCGCCGACCGGGAUUCAGCCGACGCUCACAAGCAGGGCGAAGAGGACCCUGAUGAGAACCGCAGCAAGGCGGAGAGGCCAGACGCAGGGAUCCCCGCCAGGAAAGCAGGCCGUCCCGGAAGGAAGCGCAGGCAGCCCGUGGUGGAGAGCGCAGAAGCCCCCAAAGACACAGCCUCAGCGCCCAAGUGCCCCCCGCCUGCCCACAACACCAGCCCCGUGGAGCAAGUGCCCAAUGGAGACGUGGGGACGGGCAGCCCCGAGAACAGCAGCAGCACCACCACCGACCUGAAGGGCCGGCAGCCCAGCGAGGACGAGGCCAGCAGCCUCCCGGAGGGCGAGGUGGGGGGGCGGGCCUUGGAGAACGGCCGCUGCACCCCUAAGGACAGCCCCGACCCCCCUGCCAGCGAAGGCAAAGAAGAGAAGGAGGAAAACCACUACAACUCCCUCAAAAUGGAGGGAUCCCGCGGCCGCCUGCGAGGAGGAGGCCUGGGCUGCGAGUCGAGCCUUCGCCCCCGGCCGAUGCCGCGCUUGACCUUCCAGGCAGGGGACCCCUACUACAUCAGCAAGAGGAAGCGGGACGAGUGGCUGGCGCGCUGGAAGCGGGAGACUGAUAACCCAGCGGCAGCUCAGCUCGACAAGGCUGAGAAGAAGGCCAAGGUCAUUGCCGGGAUGAAUGCGGUGGAGGAGAUGCCCCCCAGCGAGCCCCAGAAGGAGGAGGAGGCCAGCCCCCCGGCCUCGCAGCAGCCCACGGACCCCGCCUCACCCACCGUGGCCACCACUCCGGAGCCCGUGGGGCCCGAGGCUGUCGACAAAGGCAUGUCCAAGUCGGCCGACGACGAGCCGGAAUACGAGGACGGCCGGGGCUUUGGGAUCGGGGAGCUGGUCUGGGGGAAGCUGCGGGGCUUCUCCUGGUGGCCGGGACGCAUUGUCUCCUGGUGGAUGACGGGCAGGAGCCGAGCCGCCGAGGGAACGCGCUGGGUGAUGUGGUUUGGCGACGGGAAGUUCUCUGUGGUCUGCGUGGAGAAGCUGCUCCCGCUCAGCUCCUUCUCCAACGCCUUCCACCAGGCCACGUACAGCAAGCAGCCCAUGUACCGCAAAGCCAUCUACGAGGUGCUGCAGGUGGCCAGUAGCCGGUCAGGCAAGAUCUUCCCCUCCUGCCCCGAGAACGACGAAACCGACACAUCCAAAGUGGUGGAGAUCCAGAACAAGCAGAUGAUUGAGUGGGCUGUCGGGGGCUUCCAGCCCUCUGGCCCCAAGGGCCUGGAGCCGCCAGAAGAGGAGCGCAACCCCUACAAAGAAGUUUACACAGAGAUGUGGGUGGAGCCGGAAACCGCUGCCUACGCCCCGCCUCCCCCCGCCAAAAAACCAAGGAAAAGCACAGCGGAGAAGCCCAAGGUCAAGGAGAUCAUUGACGAGCGCACCAGAGAGCGUCUUGUUUACGACGUCCGGCAGAAGUGCAGGAACAUUGAAGAUAUCUGCAUCUCCUGCGGGAGCCUCAAUGUCACCCUGGAGCACCCUCUCUUCAACGGAGGCAUGUGCCAAAACUGCAAGAACUGCUUUUUGGAAUGCGCUUACCAGUAUGACGACGACGGCUACCAGUCCUACUGCACCAUCUGUUGUGGGGGCCGCGAAGUCCUCAUGUGUGGCAACAACAACUGCUGCAGGUGCUUUUGCGUGGAGUGCGUGGACUUGCUGGUGGGCCCUGGCGCUGCCCAGGCGGCCAUCAAGGAAGACCCCUGGAACUGCUACAUGUGCGGCCACAAAGGCAUCUACGGCCUGCUCCGGCGGCGGGAAGACUGGCCCUCGCGCCUCCAGAUGUUUUUCGCCAACAACCACGACCAAGAGUUUGACCCACCAAAGGUUUACCCGCCGGUCCCCGCCGAGAAGAGGAAGCCCAUCCGGGUGCUCUCGCUCUUUGACGGCAUUGCCACAGGUCUCCUGGUGCUGAAGGACCUGGGCAUCCAGGUGGACCGCUACAUCGCCUCAGAGGUGUGCGAGGACUCCAUCACGGUUGGGAUGGUGCGGCACCAGGGCAAGAUCAUGUAUGUUGGGGACGUCCGCAAUGUCACGCAGAAACACAUACAGGAGUGGGGGCCCUUCGACCUGGUGAUUGGAGGCAGCCCCUGCAACGACCUCUCCAUCGUCAACCCCGCCAGGAAAGGCCUUUACGAGGGCACGGGCCGACUCUUCUUUGAGUUCUACCGGCUGCUGCACGAGGCCCGGCCCAAGGAGGGAGACGAGCGGCCCUUUUUCUGGCUCUUUGAGAACGUGGUGGCGAUGGGCGUCAGCGACAAGAGAGACAUCUCUCGCUUCCUGGAGUCCAACCCGGUGAUGAUCGAUGCCAAAGAGGUCUCGGCAGCGCACAGAGCCCGCUACUUCUGGGGGAACCUGCCCGGCAUGAACAGGUUGGUCAGAGGUCUGGCGCCAACACCCAGAAACCCGCCCGUGCCAAGGAAGCGGCCGUUGGCUUCAACUGUGAAUGAUAAGUUGGAACUGCAGGAGUGUCUGGAGCAUGGCAGGAUAGCCAAGUUCAGCAAAGUGCGAACCAUCACCACUCGCUCCAACUCCAUCAAGCAAGGCAAAGACCAGCAUUUCCCCGUCUUCAUGAACGAGAAGGAAGACAUUCUGUGGUGCACCGAGAUGGAGAGGGUCUUUGGCUUCCCGGUCCACUACACCGACGUCUCGAACAUGAGCCGCCUGGCGAGGCAGAGACUCCUCGGUCGCUCCUGGAGUGUGCCAGUGAUCCGCCACCUCUUUGCCCCCCUGAAGGAGUACUUUGCCUGCGUCUAAAGAGACACCCGCCCUCGGAACUGGCAAAGCAGAGGAGGAGGAAGAGGAGGAGGCGUCUCAAACACAACCCCCCCCCCCCGAACAGAAGAGAAGGGGCACCAGAGAGGAGGAGGAGGUGGUGGCUGGUGGGCAAGAGGGAGGGAGGGAGGGAGAGGACGGGCCCCCCCCACCCACGGGAGGGUCUACCACCCGCCCAUCCUCUCCCCGGGUCAAACCGCCCCAGACCAACCGACCAGCCCCCCUUUUCUGUUGGUGACCCUUCAAUUUCCUGCUCUUUCUGGACGGCUUCGCCUCGUCCGUUGGGUUUCCGCCUCUCCUCGGCUGAGCCCCGGGCACGGAGCCCGGCUGUCCGGGCGCCCACGGGCGUGUGCCCCCCCUGCCAGCCUCUGCAACUGAGGAGAGCCCAGAGCUGAGCGAGUCUUGGGGCGACAGCUUCGCCCCUGCUCAGUCGAGGAGCACAAAGGGAGGUGCCGGGGGGGGAGCUCCUCGCGUCUACCAGCGCCAUUCCUGCGGCGGAGGGUGGGGGCGCAGGCCCGGAAGCUGCCCGCCCCUCCCACCCUGCCCCCCCUUCCCCACAGUAUUUGGGUGCCUACCAGGCCGGAGACCUUGACCAGUCCAGCUCCUACAGCCGCUCUUACCUCUUGUUUACAGUUUAUAUAUAUGUGAGAGUUACGUGAGAGAAAUGUCUAUAUAUAUAUAAAAAAAGGUACUGUUA
This is a messenger RNA of Podarcis raffonei (Aeolian wall lizard), 3787 nucleotides long. It is a transcript of the gene DNMT3A, whose product is annotated as DNA methyltransferase 3 alpha. Gene Ontology annotation, molecular function: DNA (cytosine-5-)-methyltransferase activity. Gene Ontology annotation, cellular component: nucleus; cytoplasm. Gene Ontology annotation, biological process: negative regulation of DNA-templated transcription. The record is from RefSeq and is a predicted model, not a curated record. The coding region runs from base 247 to 3072 and encodes 941 amino acids. The transcript is spliced from 24 exons. NCBI's taxonomy places the organism in Eukaryota, Metazoa, Chordata, Lepidosauria, Squamata, Lacertidae.